Branchiostoma belcheri (Belcher's lancelet) is the source of this 1527-nucleotide messenger RNA. RefSeq names its product cytochrome P450 2U1-like. The transcript has 7 exons. Gene Ontology annotation, cellular component: cytoplasm; intracellular membrane-bounded organelle. The coding region runs from base 1 to 1527 and encodes 508 amino acids. Gene Ontology annotation, molecular function: iron ion binding; oxidoreductase activity, acting on paired donors, with incorporation or reduction of molecular oxygen, reduced flavin or flavoprotein as one donor, and incorporation of one atom of oxygen; heme binding. NCBI's taxonomy places the organism in Eukaryota, Metazoa, Chordata, Leptocardii, Amphioxiformes, Branchiostomatidae. The record is from RefSeq and is a predicted model, not a curated record. Gene Ontology annotation, biological process: xenobiotic metabolic process.
AUGGCAGUGACCUUCAGCUGGAUAACUGAGUCCGUCCGGGAGAUUUUACAGAUCUCCGGGCUGUCUCUGCAGUCUUUUCUCGUCUUCUGUGUGGCCUUUAUCUUUGCAUGUUUCCUCUUGAAGCGCCGCGGAAACCUCCCUCCCUACCCGGCAGGACGCGUGCCUGUUCUCGGGCACCUCCUCGCCUUGGGCCGAGCGCCUCACCUCAAGCUGACGGCGUGGAGGCGGCAGUACGGGGACGUCUUCACCGUCAGGAUGGGGAUGGAAGACGUGGUGGUUCUGAACGGCUACACUGUCGUCAAGGACGCGCUGGUUACCAGGUCCGACCUGUUCGCGUCCAGGCCGCCAAAUCACCUGUUUGAUGCGAUGGUUGAUUGUGGAAAAGACAUAAGUGCUGGACGUUGGGGGACCAGCUUUAAACAGAGAAAGCGGUUCGCCACCACCGUUCUGAAGACCCUGGGCAUGAAGAUCGGAGCUGGCAGCAUGGAGGAGAAAACACAAGAGGAGGCAAGCAGUCUCCGCAACAGGAUUGCAGAAUACAAUGAAGAGCCCUUUGACAUCACCCAUGACGUGACCGCAGCGGUUGCAAACGUCAUCUGUUCCUUAGUGAUGGGGACGCGUUACGACUGCAGGGACGAGACGUUCCGGAAACUGUCAGAGGCGGUGGCCAAGACCGUUGCUGAAAAUGGGGCUGGGCAGAUCAUCAGCGUGUUCCCCCUGCUACGGUUUGUUCCUAUCGUAAAUAGAGCUGGCAUCAAUGCGUUGGAAGAGGUCUCCAAGGUCCAAAAAGUGUUACGAGAGGAGAUAUCUCGCCAUCGCGAAAACCUGGAUCGCAAAAAUCCGCGAGAUUUCUUUGACUUCUGCCUGCUGGAGGUUGAGAAGCAGGAGAAGGUGGAGGGUCUGACAGAGGAGCACGUCUUGUACAUUGCCCAGGAUGUCUUCUUUGCAGGAAUAGACACAACCAGCAACACACUACUGUGGGGUCUUCUCUACAUGGCUUUGAACUACGACAUACAAAAUAAGGUGCAGCAGGAGCUUGAUGCCAUUGUUGGUGAGAGUCUGCUCACCCUGUCCCACCGUUCCCAGCUGCCCUACGUGAACGCCUGUCUGCUGGAGGUCAUGAGGAUCCGGACCAUUAUACCUUUUGCGCUCCCCCACACCACCACAGAGACGGUCAAAGUACGGGAAUAUGACAUCCCUAAGGGAACCCAGGUACUGCCGAACCUGUACUCCCUUCAUAUGGACCCCGUCUACUGGCCUGAUCCGGACCGGUUUGACCCCGAAAGGUUUCUGGACGCGGAAGGGAACGUCAUCAACAAGCCUGAGUCCUUCAUGCCUUUUGGAGGAGGCCGACGCACAUGCCUUGCGGAGCAGCUGGCCAGGAUGGAGCUUUUCCUGUUCUUCUCGACCCUGCUGCAGUCCUUCACCUUCAGGACGCCAGAGGGCGCUCCUCCUCCAAACACGGACGGCGUCUUUGGUCUGACGUUGCCGCCACAUCCGUUUAAACUCUGUGCGAUUCCGCGUUAA